AACAGAAUAGUUCACCAAGCACAAUGAGACCAACAUUAAAUAUAUUAACCAGAUCGGUAUGGAAGGGACCUAACGUCGUUCCAUUGCCUAUUGCCCACGCCAUCAAGACCAAAACACCCGUCAGAACCAACGCUAGAAGUUGUACCAUAUUACCCCAAUUCGUAGGGUUAAGAUUCCAAGUGCAUAACGGGAAGGAAUACGUCGAGUUUGAGAUUGUGGAUGAUAUGGUUGGUUCCAAAUUGGGAGAAUUUGCUCCAACUAAAAAGAGAUGGACUUAUAGAGGUGAACAAAAGUAGGGUACCCACCGUCCGCCCCCUACAACUUUCUUGUAUAUAUUAGCUAGGAGUUUUAUACGGAUUUAAUAAAGUUGACAUAGACUG
Molecule: messenger RNA, 380 nt
Organism: Spathaspora passalidarum NRRL Y-27907
Lineage: Eukaryota; Fungi; Ascomycota; Pichiomycetes; Serinales; Debaryomycetaceae
Product: mitochondrial 37S ribosomal protein uS19m
Exons: 1
Coding region: 24-296 (90 amino acids)
Biological process (GO): translation; ribosomal small subunit assembly
Cellular component (GO): cytosolic small ribosomal subunit; ribosome
Molecular function (GO): RNA binding; structural constituent of ribosome
Source: RefSeq, a predicted model, not a curated record